AUGAGUUCAUUCAAGAUCAGACUUGACCAACACGGAGCAGGUACUAACUGUAGUGUGUGUGUGUUGCAGGUGAUCGUUGAGAGGUACAGCAAGGAGACCACUCUACCCAUCCUGGACAAGACUAAGUUCCUCGUGCCUCAAGAGCUCACCAUGUCGCAGUUCGUCACCAUCCUCAGGAACCGCAUGCAGCUGCACAGCACCAUGACCUUCUACCUCCUGGUGAACAACAGGUCGCUGGUCUCACUGUCACGGCCGCUAUCAGAGGUGUACAGGGAGUGUCACGACGAUGAUGGCUUCCUCUAUGUUACUUACGCCAGCCAGGAGGUGUUUGGGUAAAGUGUGUGUAUGGCGAUGCUUGCUUCUCGUAUUUCUGUGAUAGACCUCUUGGAACUCUGCUCAAGCCAUGGGAUCCUGUACAGUAUCUUGACGUGAUACAGUUGUGUUAUGCUCACCGGUAAUCCACCAUCACUAACGCUGAUAGCCUUAGCAAGAGCACCAUUGUACAUUAAGCACUGACAAUUUUUGCUUCAUUUUAUUCACACUUACGGUAAUAGUGUGAAUUCAGAAUGAAAUAAAUGACCUCGUGUCUUAAGGUUAAUAUUUUAUGUCUUAUAGUUAUUAUAGGUUUUAAUGAUUCAGGAUAAGUUGUCUAGAAUGAAAACUAGACUUGAAAAACGUUUAUAUCAGGUUAUGGAUGUUGGGUACAGAGUCACUUAAUAUCUGGAUCUGAAUUUGUAAACUCUCAGCUUGGUGAUGUAAAGUGAGAUAUUGGUUUUAUGUUUUGACCCUUCCCUUGUUUAAAGAAACUAGGAAAUUAACCACAUAAUUGACUUGUUACCUAAGAUCCACCUACUUAUGGCUUCCUUUAGCGACCAUAACAGGUUGAGUGGCUGCCAGUUGCUAAGUGAAUCAAGUCGCCACAUCAGUAAAUGUAUACAGUGCAGUCCUGAUAAAUUUUCUCUCGUCACUGUGAGUUUUGGUGGUGGCAAUUUUUGGUUUCACAGUUUUAUUAUUUUAAAUGUUGUAAAAUUUGCUGAUAUGACAUUGCAAUAAUUAUUUCCACAGCCAUCAGUCAGUCUCUACUUGUGGCAGUUGCUAAAGAUGAUAAAUAUGGGUUAAAAUUAUUGUAGAGGAUAGCCAGGUUAUGUCAUGUGGUUCACCAAGUACAUUGAUUAUUAUUGAUGCGUUGAUUU
Messenger RNA from Homarus americanus (American lobster), 1193 nucleotides. RefSeq names its product microtubule-associated proteins 1A/1B light chain 3C-like. Lineage: Eukaryota; Metazoa; Arthropoda; Malacostraca; Decapoda; Nephropidae. The coding region runs from base 1 to 336 and encodes 111 amino acids. Gene Ontology annotation, molecular function: ubiquitin protein ligase binding. The record is from RefSeq and is a predicted model, not a curated record. Gene Ontology annotation, biological process: macroautophagy; autophagy of mitochondrion; autophagosome assembly. Gene Ontology annotation, cellular component: cytosol; autophagosome; autophagosome membrane. The transcript is spliced from 4 exons.